Molecule: messenger RNA, 3469 nt
Organism: Diospyros lotus (date-plum)
Lineage: Eukaryota; Viridiplantae; Streptophyta; Magnoliopsida; Ericales; Ebenaceae
Product: two-component response regulator ARR12
Exons: 6
Coding region: 381-2507 (708 amino acids)
Biological process (GO): cytokinin-activated signaling pathway; phosphorelay signal transduction system
Molecular function (GO): DNA-binding transcription factor activity; DNA binding
Source: RefSeq, a predicted model, not a curated record
UUUUCUAUUCUACGAGAAAGAGAAGAAAAAGCAGGGGGGGAGACAGACAGAGAGAGAGAGAGAGAGAGAGAUAUAUGUGAUUACUAAAGUACCAAUAUGAUUUGAUUUAUUGUAUUGUUGGGUUGAAGCCAUUCACUCUGUUCUGGCAAUCACCAUCAUUGUCAACAUGUACAGCUUUGCUUGUUAAAACCAGUCUCAAUCUGUCUUUAUUCACUCACUCUCUUGUUGAUCCCUUCCAAGGCCACCCAUCAUUGGAUUCUUCUGCCUUCUGGGUUUGUUAGCAAGUUCUAAAAGAUCAGAGUUUUCAGUGUUCAAAACCCAAAGUUUUUUGCGCCCUGAUCUCUGUUUUCAUCUGGGUUUCUCAACAUUGUUCUUCGAAGAUGACCGUGGAGGAAAGUAGGGCAAGUUUAGGGACUGAAAAUGAUAAUUUUCCGGUGGGUUUGCGCGUUCUUGCGGUUGAUGAUAACCCGUCUUGUUUGAAGAUUUUGGAUCGUAUGCUUAGGAGCUGCCAGUACCAGGUUACAACAACCGGCCAGGCAAAAAUGGCAUUGAAAAUGUUAAGAGAAAACAAAAACAGAUUUGAUCUGGUUAUCAGUGAUGUGGAAAUGCCAGACAUGGAUGGUUUCAAGCUUCUGGAGCUUGUGGGUCUUGAAAUGGACCUUCCCGUCAUCAUGUUGUCAGGACACAGUGAUCCAAAGUUUGUGAUGAAGGGGAUUACUCAUGGUGCUUGCGACUACUUGGUAAAACCUGUUCGAAUUGAGGAGUUGAAAAACAUUUGGCAGCAUGUCAUUAGGAGAAAAAAAUUUGACUCCCAGCACCAAAACAGGUCCACGAAUCAAGACAAGGCCCACCAAGGAGAUCGAGAAGGUGGGCAAGGAUCUGCAUCUGCAGGUAAUGCAGAUCCAAAUGGGAAGCUCAGCAGAAAAAGAAAAGAUGAGGAAGAAGAAUGCAAAGAGAAUGGGCAUGAGAGUGAGGACCCAACUACCCAGAAGAAACCUCGAGUUGUUUGGUCAAUAGAGCUUCACAGGAAGUUUGUUGCAGCUGUUAACCAAUUAGGCAUUGAGAAAGCUGUUCCUAAAAGAAUUCUCGACCUUAUGAAUGUUGAAGGGAUUACAAGGGAAAAUGUUGCAAGCCAUCUUCAGAAAUACAGGCUUUACCUCAAAAGGAUAAGUUCUGUGGCAACCCAGCAAGCAAAUAUGGUUGCUGCAUUAGGCGGUAGUGAUUCCUCUUAUAUGCGCAUGAGUGCGCUAGAUGGGCUUGGUGAUUUCCGAACAUUGUCCGGACCAGGGCGGUUUUCCAGUUCUGCUUUGUCAUCAUAUCAAACUGGUGGGAUGCUUGGUAGAUUGAAUAGCCCUGCUGGUGUUAGCCUCCGCAGCCUGUCUUCUUCUGCACUGAUCCAACCAAAUCAUACCCAAAACAUAAGCAACUCUAUUUCUACCCUUGGGAAGUACCAGUCAGUUGUUUUACCUACCAACCAAAAUGCCGGUUUAUUUCAGGGGAUUUCAACAUCAUCUGAGCUUGUCCAGAAUAAGUGCACUCCCCACAUUACAGAGUUUAAUUCUCCUAAUGAUCCCGCAAUUUUUACAUCCGGCAGCACCUUAGACACUGGAGUAGCAGUUGAUAGUGGAAGUAGCUUCGGAGAUAAUAGGGUUCUGGUUGGUAGGCCAAGAAGCUCUCUACCUAAUUCCUCGACCAAUCCUUUGAUUGUAAUGGGAAAUCCACAACAAACACAAGGUGGGGGAGUGUUCAGUAACCAGUCCUCUUUCAAAGUGGGUGCUUUCAUUCCGGAGCAAGUUAAUACCGGCAUUAGUGGCUCUAGUAUUCUGGAGAACGGAAGAUGCAAUGACAACUGGCAGAGUACCAUCCUGCCAUCUUUUUCGUCAAAUCCUUUAUCGUCAAGGGAAACUUUUAACCAUGAUCGGCUGCCUCAUUAUGGCAUGAGAAAUAAUGAUUGUUCAACUAGCCAGCAAAUUCAUAAUGGGCCACUUGAAUUUUCUUCCACCAAUACAAGUUCUGUGACCAUGGAAGAUUUAAGAGGAGAAAUUCCAUGCCAAACAGGUUUGGUCAGUGAUGUUCAAAAUAUGAACCAUGUGACAGAACAGAGGUGGGGAGAACAUAGACAGGAUUAUACCCAACACUUCAAUCAAAAUUUCUGCACUUUGAACUCUAUUAUUCCUGCAAAUGGAGGCCCAUUGAGCCAGAAUGGUUAUCAAAAUAAUGGAGUCUUUCAUAGAAAGAUGGAUACAACCUUGAUUGGCCAAGCAAUUAACAGCGAUGUGUCAACUCUCAUGCCAGACAAUGGGAAUGAGAAAUCUGCUAUGGACUUAAAAUUGAGGUCCAGCAAAGACUAUCUUCUGGAGCAGACAAAGUUGCAAGGUGGCUUUCAAAAUGGCUAUGACUCCUUGGAUGAUCUAAUGAAUGCAAUGAUCAAACGGGAACAAGAAGGAACCAUGUUACCGGAUGGCGACUUUGGAUUCGAUGCUUAUCCUUUUGGAUCAUGUUUAUGAGACUCCCAUGGCUGUUGAUUCCUGGAGACUAGGGAGAUCGACAACAGCUGCGAAUUCACUCCAUCAGGAGUUUGUAGCAAUAUGUGUUUUCUUCAGCAUUCUCCUCUUUACUUUUCCCCUUCUCUUUAUGUGCACUCCUCAAUUUAUUCCUUGGUACCAAGUUUUCAUUUCAUGGUUGCAAUUACUAGUGCCGUGUAUUUUUCAUCCAGUUCCUUCAGUAUCUCAGAGAAGUCCCUUUGUUCCUGUUGAUGCAAAAAUGACUUGAGGAUUUCUUAAGCCAUGGAAGAAUUUUCUUUUAGUUUAAGUAGAGUUCCUAUCGUUACAACAACCUAUAAGCAAUUUCAAUCUUCAUCCAUUUCUAUAUAUAAAGGUGACUGUAAAAAUGCCAUACAUUUCAGGGGCGAAGUACAAUUGAGUGUAAAACACAAGGGUAUGAAAUGUAAUUAACCCUUCUGGUUUUUGAAACUUCCAGUUAUAACAUGAAUUAGAUUCCCAUUUCCUGCCAAUGGCUAUAUGCUGGUAAACUAAAGUGUCACUUUUCAUAUUUCAUAUAGUUCCUGCUUGCAAAAGGUGUCUGCCACUAAUCUCUUCCCACCCAGAAAAGAACCCAUUCUUGCAAUGAUAUCUCUCUUCCAAUCAAAAUUAUUAUUCAUGUCUUGAUGUUGCUUAAGAUCCUCUAAUAAUGGUAAAAUAUGUCUUGAGUUUGCAGUGAAUGCAGAGAUCACUUCCAAGGAUUCACUCGGUUCAUCAGCUUGAGAGUGGAACCAGGACGGGAAAAAAAAAAACAGAAACUUUACUUCACUCAGAAAAAUUAAAAUGAAAGGAAAAUGCAAUUUACCCUUCUGAUAGAAAGGAAAACAAAGCCCUCAGGCCCUUUGGAUUUGGAUACAAGUAGCCCUUUGAUUGUCAAGAAACAGGCAUAGGAAAAGAAGAUGAAGAUUAAAGAUCUCUUGUGUAAAAAA